AUGGAUGAUUAUGAACGACGUUUUCAACGUUCAUUACAAAAAUUGACUAUACCUUUAUGGUAUACGGAUAUAACCCCGACAUCAAAUAUAGCCAGUAGUGGUAGUAAACAAUCGAUUAUUUCAACAACAUCUAUACCAUGGAAAACUCAUUAUAGAGAAACUCAACGUACACCGGAAAUAAUUCAUUUACAACAUCCACAUAAUCAUCGUUCGUGUCGUUCAUCAUUAGCAACAUCACCGUCACCAUCAAUGCAUUCUUGGCAUCCAAAUCAUAUGAUUGACGGUGUUACUUUUUCUCUUUUAAAACCUUCAUCAACUUCAUCGCGACGAUAUAAUAGAUAUGAAAAAGGCAUUGAACGUGUAUCAAAAUCAAGUCGUUGGUAUCGACCUACUCAGUUUGUACCUAAUAAAAUAGCAAAUAGUCAAACAGGUACGUUAGAAAUACCAACAUCAAUCAGACAUAAUCAACAAUCGACUAAAAAUAAUCACUAUGAUGCUCCAAAAAUUUACAAUAAUGAUGGAAGUUUAAUCUCGAAAUCAAAAUGUUUGGUUACUAAUGGUAGCGUCGUUGAAAACAUUAUCGUCAAUGAGCAAAAUAACAAUGUGAUUGCAAACGAUACGCAACAAGAAAAUCAUAUUAAUUCAAAUGAAUCUCAAAUAAUGCCUAUGGCAGAUACAAACGAUCUCUUUAGUCGUAUUGAAUUAGUUGAUAUAACUGAUAAAGAAGAUGACAAUCAAUUAUUAUCAAUGGAAAGUAAUAAGUCUAUACCAUCUAUUACAAAUUUAUCGUUAUCAAAUGAACAAAUUAAUCAUAAUGAAUUAUUAGAACGUACUGCAAAUGAUUUAGUUGAAUCUCUUCUAACUGAUAUAUUACUAUUAAAUAAUAUUGAUGAUGAUGAUGAAGAUGAUGAUAAAAAUAGUGGUGUUAGAGAAUUAUCUGACGAUGAAAAUGGUCUUCGAGAAUUAGAUGAAAAUGAUAUGAAUGAUACUGAUGAAUUUAUUGUUUUUGCUACAAAUGCUGAACUAUCCGAUAAUGAUGAUGAUCAAUCAUCGAAUACUCAACGAUGUAGUCUCAAUAGAUUAUACACAUUUUCAAGGACAAAUAAUAAUUGUCUUGAUGAUUUGAAACAAAAUGAUUCAAAUCAGAAUUUACCGAAAUUAAUAAUUGAUCAAGAUGAGAAAACACUUAAUUGUCAAACAAAUUCCAAAACUGACGAAUUAUUCGAUAAAUUUUUUCAUUCAUCUCCAAUAUAUCAUUUUCAUAUUGAAAAACAGGAUAUUAAUUUACAUAAAUAUAUUGACAAAAUGAUGUAUCCUUCAAAUAGACAGUUAUUGACAAAUCAAACACAUGAAGGCGUUAACGAAGAAACAGCAAGAAUAGGACGACUCCUACUCAAUAGUAUACCAUCACCAUGUAUUGAAAAUAUUCAUGAUUCCCCAUCAGUUUUCACAGCUGAUCAACCAUUAUUAGAAAAUACUCGGUGUAUUAUAACAGAUCAUGAUAAUAAUCAUGAAUCUAUCCAAAAAAAUUUUCAUCCCCUAACUAUCGAAGAAUAUCAAGAAGGUAUUAGUAUUUUCUUGGAAGCUAUAGAAAUCAUUAAACUACGUUUGUCUAUAGAAUUAAAUGAUAAAGUACGUCGUGAUUCAGCUUAUUCAAGCAAUCAAGAACGUAUUAAUAUUCCACAAUCAUAUUAUGAACCAUUAUCGGAAUGUUAUUCAGGAUUUUCAUAUAUUCAAAGUGAUUUUCUAACACCAAAUGUUUCAUCAAUACAAUCAACAACAGAUGAAGCUUAUGAAUCUGAACCAACAACGAUGAGUUCAUCAAUAGCAACAACAACCACAACAACUCAUGUUCAUCCUGAUCUUGAACAUGAAUUUGAAUAUCCAUUACCACCACCUGUACCUGAUCGAAGUCUUAAACCUGCUUAUUUAAAAUCCAUAACAAAACCUCCAUUAACUAAACAAAAUAAUACUGAUUCAGCUGGAUAUAGUAUUGUUCAAAAAACUAAACCUUCACCAUUAAUUGCUAUUCAACAAAUUCUUACAACGACAACAAAUAGUUCCACAUCAUCAUCAGCAAAAAUUAUGAGUAGUCGGCAUUAUUGUGGUUCAAUACCAGUAUCAAAUGAACCGACUCAAUCAUCUGUUGAAUCAACUCCCAUAAAAACAAAUGGACAUUUAAAAGAUAAAAAGAAAGAGAAACGUACUAGUAAAACUCUUAGUUGUUUAUAUCCAUCAACAGCUGACGAUAAUAAUAAUAGACGAAAUUUAGUUACAAAGUCAACAUCAUCCUCCUCCUCCUCGUCGAAUAAACCUAAAAUAAAAAAACAAAAACUAAUUACAGAUUUUGAUGAAGCAACUAAUGGCUUAGCUAUUCGUUUACCAGCUCCAAUAUCUAAUGGAAAUGAUAUAAAAAAUAAACAAAAUCUUAAUAGAUCAUCAACACUGUUAUCAAAUAAACGAGCCAAUGGAAUGACAAAAAAUCGGCAGAUAUCAGAUAAUAUUAAAUCUGAUCGUCUACCAUUUUAUGAAACAUCAGUCUAG
This is a messenger RNA of Adineta steineri, 2544 nucleotides long. Lineage: Eukaryota; Metazoa; Rotifera; Eurotatoria; Adinetida; Adinetidae. The record is from the annotation of a GenBank genome assembly.